Gekko japonicus is the source of this 630-nucleotide messenger RNA. RefSeq names its product nucleoside diphosphate kinase 3-like. NCBI's taxonomy places the organism in Eukaryota, Metazoa, Chordata, Lepidosauria, Squamata, Gekkonidae. Gene Ontology annotation, molecular function: nucleoside diphosphate kinase activity. The transcript has 4 exons. Bases 1 to 447 code for a protein of 148 amino acids. The record is from RefSeq and is a predicted model, not a curated record.
AUGGGUUUCAUUGGGUUAGGAGGGGAGCACACUAGUGCGAGGGUGCACAGGGUUGCUGACGUCGAUCUGUGUGUUCUUCCCUCGCCUUACACGGGUGUCAAUGAACGCACCUUCCUUGCCAUCAAACCCGACGGGGUGCAGCGGCAUCUGGUGGGUGAGAUCAUCAAGCGCUUUGAGAGGAAGGGCUUCAAACUAGUGGCCAUGAAGCUCAUGCAGGUAUGGCAAGGACUAGAUGUGGUGAAAACCGCUCGCAUGAUGAUCGGAGAAACCAACCCUGCCGAUUCCAAGCCCGGAACUAUCCGAGGAGACUUCUGCAUUGACGUCGGCAAGAACGUGGUCCACGGCAGCGAUUCGGUGGAGAGUGCCCAGCGCGAGAUUGGCCUCUGGUUCCGCAAAGAUGAAAUGACCUGCUGGGAGGACAGCACAGACCACUGGAUCUACGAGUAGGAAGGGGGAAUCUCCGGAGCGCUGCCCCUUCCGCCGUUUGCUCAGAGUGACUGGAACAGAGGGGAAAGGGGAGAGGAUGCUGGAUCUGGAAGCACAGAUCUCAGCCCGCUGCAACAAACACUUGAUUCCCUCCCCAUCAUAGCAUAGCUUUUUGAUGCAACACUUGAGUGGGAUCCCGCUGCU